UCUUCUCCUUAGUAAGAGUCCCUUCCCAGCUCUUUACUGCACCCCACCACUGUCUCCAUCGUCCUGUAUCUUCUUCCCCUGCGGUGUUUGUCACUGGGAACUCAGAGAAACAGAGUAGGGGAGAAAGUGAAAAAUCAUAGGGAAGCAAAGGACACCUCUUUGCAUUUGCAGUGAUUUUACUCUUGCAGCUGUUUUAGAGUGAGAGAAAGUUGAAAGAGUGAGAAAAAAAAAGGGUGUUUGUUUGUUGGGUGUGUUUAUAACCAAGAAAUGCAGCAGCACCUGAUGCAUAUGCAGCCCAUGAUGGCAGCCUAUUACCCCAACAACGUCACUACUGAUCACAUUCAACAGUAUCUGGAUGAGAACAAGUCAUUGAUCCUGAAGAUUGUCGAAAGCCAAAAUUCGGGGAAGCUGAGCGAAUGUGCAGAGAACCAAGCAAGGCUGCAGCGGAACCUCAUGUACCUUGCUGCAAUUGCAGAUUCUCAACCCCAGCCACCCACCAUACAUGCUCAGUUCUCUUCUGGUGGCAUUAUGCAGCCGGGAUCGCCCUACAUGCAGCACCAGCAAGCACAACAGAUGACACAACAAUCACUUAUAGCUGCACGGUCCUCCAUGUUGUAUGCUCAGCAACCUUUUUCAGCAUUGCAACAACAGCAAGCUUUGCACAACCAGCUUGGCAUGAGCUCUGGUGGAAGCACAGGACUUCAUUUGCUGCAGAGUGAGGCCAGUACUGCAGGAGGCAGCGGAGCACUUGGGGCAGGAGGGUUUCCCGAUUUUGGACGUGGUUCUUCUGGAGAAGGCAUGCAUGCUGGUGGGAGCAAGCAAGAUAUCAGGACUGCUGGGUCAACAGAAGGUCGUGGGGGAAGUUCUGGAGGUCAGGGCAGUGAUGGGGGCGAGACACUUUACUUGAAAGCUGCUGAUGAUGGCAAUUGAGUGAUAAGAAUACGUCUGAAUCCAGGAGAGCUUAGGGUUUAGUUAAGAUGAAUUUAGGAAGGAAAAGGCAAGAUGGCAGAUGAACCUAUUGCUUGAAGAACUUGGUUAUCUUAGCAAAAACAAUAUUAGAAUUCAGCCUUAAGACCUAUGGCCUUGUGCUUCUUUUGUUGUGUGACCAAUAGCUCAUCUAUGGUUAUAUUAUUAUGUAUAUUUGUAGUUAUCUUGGUUGCUUUUUCCAGCAUUUUUCUCAGGCGU
Molecule: messenger RNA, 1185 nt
Organism: Rubroshorea leprosula
Lineage: Eukaryota; Viridiplantae; Streptophyta; Magnoliopsida; Malvales; Dipterocarpaceae
Source: the annotation of a GenBank genome assembly